CCCCCACCAGUUGUGGCAGUCUCUCUGAGUCAGAAUGGUCCACUGUAUGCUGGUACUAGUCUGACUACCACAUGUACUGUUACACUCGACUCUAGUGUCAACAAUAAUGAACUGGUCUACACUGACUGGACUGGUGUAGACCACGUACCCUUAGAUAGGUUCUCAACCACUCCUGUCAUUAGGGUGAUCAAUGGUAGUUACACCAGUAACCUCACCAUCAGUCCUCUAGCUGAUCAAGAUGAUGGCACAUUAACCUGUACUGGGACAGUCAGUGGAGGAACUCAUAUCCAGUCAGCUUGUAAUACACAUAUAGAUGUGAUCACUCCUAACGUCACAAUCUCAACAAUUGGACUC
Messenger RNA from Geodia barretti, 354 nucleotides. The record is from the annotation of a GenBank genome assembly. NCBI's taxonomy places the organism in Eukaryota, Metazoa, Porifera, Demospongiae, Tetractinellida, Geodiidae.